AUGUCUCUGGAACAGCUCCCGCCUCUCCGUCCAAGCCAAGACCAGCGUCCAGACAGCUGCGAUCCUCGUGAGAACAACCAAUCAAGACUUACGCUUGUACUAGAUUCAUGGCCUGCACGCUCAGACCUCCACGAAUCUUCAAGCCGCUCCAGAGGUGAUAAAGCGUCUUACUUAUUUUGGCAUAAAGAGCUGGAAGAAUUUCGCCAAGAAUUUCGCCAACAGUUUCGCAAUGUCAGGGAGGAGAUGCACCAAUUGUAUGCUGCAGUGGACGAAGUGAAAAAUGUCUUGAGUUACUGUUAUGCCAACCACUACCCCGGAGAAAACGGAAACUCGUUUCUGCCGCGCAAGCCCUCGACGCCCUCCAACAGUCCUACCACACCUCAAGCGAUGGAAGACUGGGAAGCAUGUACAUAG
Molecule: messenger RNA, 414 nt
Organism: Trichoderma gamsii
Lineage: Eukaryota; Fungi; Ascomycota; Sordariomycetes; Hypocreales; Hypocreaceae
Exons: 2
Coding region: 1-414 (137 amino acids)
Source: RefSeq, a predicted model, not a curated record